Molecule: messenger RNA, 1458 nt
Organism: Annulohypoxylon truncatum
Lineage: Eukaryota; Fungi; Ascomycota; Sordariomycetes; Xylariales; Hypoxylaceae
Product: TAP42-like family protein
Exons: 1
Coding region: 202-1284 (360 amino acids)
Biological process (GO): regulation of dephosphorylation; regulation of signal transduction
Cellular component (GO): cytosol
Molecular function (GO): protein phosphatase 2A binding
Source: RefSeq, a predicted model, not a curated record
GAUUGGUGCCGCUGACGUUUUGAUCUCAUCACUCAUCUCAUUUAUCAAAAACGUUACAAAUUGCAACUUCCCGACACAAGUUGAAGGAAAUUUGGCCGCUUCUCACUUUCACACCGAUCAAGAGCUUUCCUUGUCUUGUUCACUUCCAAGGACGUCCCUCUUAUACCACCAUACCUUUCCACCAUCUGUGAUUCUGUGAUCAUGAGUCAAGAGUCAAGGACACUAAAGUCGGUUUUUCAGGCUGCCGAGAAACAACGGAUAGCACUGGAAGGUACUUACGAGGCAAACUCGCCUACAUACCAGGAAGACCUAGCCAAUACUAUAGAGCUGUAUCACGAAUGCACUCAAAUCAUCAAUAAGAUUUCCUUAUUCAGCCCUAACGAAGAGCUUGAGGACAUUGCUACAUCUGACCUCCCUUAUUUAUUGGUUAAUUAUCGCAUCGCCGAGUUACUUCAAAAGGUCACAACAGCAGCACCUCUGGGAAGAAAGACGGUGUUGAAAAGCACUAGAGAGGGAUAUGAACAAUUUCUGCAUCUUCUUGACAACUAUUCGAUAUUAUCUUCAUCAGACAAAAAGCUCUUCACUGAAUACAAUGAAGACCCUGCAACCUUCUCUACAAUAUCAACUACCGAUCCUUCGGCUAGACGAAAUGCCAAGAUUGCCAACUUCAAGAUGGAAAAGGAGUUGAAGAACAAGCUGGCGUACAUGCAAAGUUCUCCACGGUAUCUAGAGGAUGGGGGAGACGAGGAAGCUGUCCGCGAACUAUAUCUCACGAACAUAGCUUUCUGCACGCAUAUGGCAUUUCAAGGCCUGGAGGGUAUCAACCGGGAGAUGGAGAUACUGGCGCAUGCGCCGAUUCCCUUGAUGCAAACAGAAAAGACAGUCGAAUAUGAUGAGAGACGUCGCAGGGCAUCACUGAACAACGAAGGAUACUCGGACAGGUUGGAUCUACCCCUGAGCAGCCUGUCAAGUAACGGCCCGCUUCUCAGCAAAGAAGGAAAGCCUCUACGACCUUUCGUUCUCACUUCUAACCGAGAAGAGCUUCAGAAGGGAGUAUUUCGUCCAGGUCACAAUCUCCCUACCAUGAGCAUUGAUGAAUACCUAGACGCAGAGCGAAGGAGAGGGAAUAUUAUCGAGGGUGGUGGAGAGGCUAGUAUGAGGCAGCCAGAGCCGGAUGAGGAUAAUAUCGAAAAAGCGGACGCUGAAACGAUGAAGGCGCGAGAGUGGGAUGAAUUCAAGGAACAGAAUCCCCGUGGAAGCGGAAAUACGCUGAAUAGAGGUUAAUUAAGUGUAAGGUUGAUAGUAAAAAGGCCACGAUAUCCCAUGGUUUCCAUAAAAUAGCCAUACUGUGGGAAGGACUUCACCAGGUUAUCUCCUUGUAUGAAUAUUCUUGUGCUUCUAACCGUAUAUGCUCUAUCACAAGAUAUCACUCUAAAAGUAUCAUAAAUGUACCCGAAA